Molecule: messenger RNA, 1286 nt
Organism: Halteromyces radiatus
Lineage: Eukaryota; Fungi; Mucoromycota; Mucoromycetes; Mucorales; Cunninghamellaceae
Product: phosphatase 2C-like domain-containing protein
Exons: 4
Coding region: 10-1230 (406 amino acids)
Source: RefSeq, a predicted model, not a curated record
CUGGAUCCAAUGUCAAGACAUUAUAUACAACGUUUAGCUACAGUAUCACAAAUACUGGUUUCUCCAAGCAAAUCGGUCCUUUCGCCUUCACUUAAUUAUUUACAUUCUGGAACGAAUACACAACGAUUAUUACAUACAACAACAACAACAGCAAAUAGUUUAAAAAACGCAAAAUCCAAAGUUAUUAAUAAUAAAUCAUCCUUAUAUGCUUCAACAACAACAACAAAAAGAGCCGUACAUUCUACAUCUAUAUCCUCUCGACAAGAAGCAAGUAUAUCCUCCAUCAAUACAGCUGAAGAUUGUGAACAAGUUGGCGACAAUAAUAAAACUCAAGCUUUCAACUUUAUCGCCUACGCUGCUUGGCAUCCCAAGAACAGGUCUCCCAAACAACGCAAAUCUGAAAGCAGAAUCCCUUACUGGAAACAACUAAAAGUAGGAAAAGUGGAUGCAGGUGAAGAUGCUUUUUAUCAAACUUGUACUCCUAAUGGUCUCUCUAUUGGUGUGGCUGAUGGUGUUGGAGGAUGGGCCGAUGUUGGUGUUGAUCCAGCACUUUUUUCAUGGACUUUGAUGAAUAAUGCCGCAGCGGCUGCAAAAGAUGAAACCGCAUUAGAUGCACAUCAUAUCUUGGACGUUGCUUUUCAUCAAUUACGACAAGGAGGGAAAGUACAAGCUGGAAGUAGUACAGCAUGUAUAUUGAAUCUAUGCAAGACAAGCGGGAAAAUGACAACAUGUAAUCUGGGUGAUAGUGCAUUUUUGUUGAUCCGAGAGCAAAAAGUGGUAUAUGAAAGUCCAAGUCAACAACAUUACUUCAACUGCCCAUAUCAGCUGACUGUGGUACCUGACAGCUAUCCUGACCGUGAUCUUUUUGUGACAGAUAUGCCAAAGGAUGGAGACCAAAAAUCAUUUUUCCUAAAGGAUGGAGAUAUCAUUUUAUUAGCUACCGAUGGUUAUUUUGAUAAUGUCUAUUCUCAUGAAACGUUAGCACUGGUGAACAAGACAAUGGCUAACCUCCAAAAGGAUGAUAGUGAUGAAAUAGUGGCGGCUACUGUACGGGAAUUGGCAAAGGUGUUGACUGAUACUGCAAAAUUCUUAUCUUUGGACAGCAAAAGACUAUCACCAUGGGCGAAGGAUGCGCAGGCGCAUGGAAGUAAUUAUGUUGGUGGAAAAUCUGAUGAUAUUACCUUGGUAGCUACUUUGGUCCGUGGUAUUCAAGCUAGUGAGCAAUCAUAGGGAUUUUUUUUUUUAGUUUGUAUUUUAUUCUUCUUCUUAUUAUUAUUGUAGCUAGC